Funneliformis mosseae is the source of this 450-nucleotide messenger RNA. Lineage: Eukaryota; Fungi; Glomeromycota; Glomeromycetes; Glomerales; Glomeraceae. The record is from the annotation of a GenBank genome assembly.
AUGACACGACAUAAAAUCACUUUUCUCGCCGUGGUGAUUCUCUUUAUCAUAGCAAGUUGUGUCGCAAAUGCUCAAACACCAAGUGGAAGCGGAUUUUCAGGACUUGGUGGAAUGAUCGAUCAAUUAGGAGAAGGAAAGCUACCCGGAUCUCAUUUGCCUGGAGGAAAACAAAAGAUAGGUGGCGAUCAACCUCAACCUCAAAUAGGCGGUAAUUUUCCCCAACAUCCUGUAACUAGUAAUGUUACAGUUCCAGUUGUUACAGCAACUCCUCAUCCAAACCAACCUGGUACGGUCAAUCCAAAUGGAACUUUGGUUUCACCAUCUUACACGGCUCAACCGUCUCCUGUUAUUCUCAAUGCAGAUGAUAUAGCAUCUCUUACAUCGCAUAAUGAUGUUAAAAUUUUUAUUGCAGUAUUAAUUGUAGCUAUUAAUGUUAUCAUGAUGUAUUGA